GUCAAUUCAGAAACGUUUCUUGGAAGAUAUACAUAUUACUGUGCGCUAUUUUAUUCAAAAAACCUCUCUGGUACGAGCGCUUUCAACCAACCAGUCAGCAGUCACCCAUGACCCACCCGCCGGAUUUCUAAAGGAUCCGGAGAAAGCAAGCCAUGACCAAGAAGAAGAAGUGUUUGAGUAGCCCCAGUCCCAUAAAACAGAAGUUUGCUUCCUUUGACUUCGCUGAAGAAGACGAGCGUGUAGAAAUGGAAGCGAAGAUGGCAGUCUCAAAAUUCAAAAAAAAGCAAAGCCCUCAGAAGCACCACUCCCCCAUUUCAAAGUUCACUUUCCUAAGUUCAUUUACUAGAGGAGAAAGGAAUAAGAAAAAUGAGAUUGUGAAUGAAGUUGUUGAUAUCGACUCUUCUCAUGGUCACACGGAUGAUGGGAUCAUCAAGUGUGAUAGAGUUGAGCCAUCUGGUUCUUCUGACCAACAGUCAUUGGAUAUUGAUCACACUGAGUAUCAUGAGGUGGAGAGUUCCUCUAAUGAAGCUACACCCAAUCCAGCCAGACGUUCAGGCAUUGUGAUUGAUGACAAACAUUUACCUCACAGCCGUAGUCCUCAAUUCCCAGCUGACAAUGAGCCAGUUAUUGUAGAUUCAGAUGAUGACUCUGUGAGUGGGUCGAGGUCUUCAAAAUCAUUUUCCAUUGGACAGUUUCAGGGUUUGCUAGAGGAACAACCAUUGAAGUGCAGCUCUCAUGUACAUGUCAGUGAAGAUUCUGUGGUUGUUACCCCUGAUCAUAUUAUAUAUGGGAGUUUUUGUUCCACGAGUUGUAGUUUGGAAUUUUCUUCGAAACACAUUCAACUCAAUGCUAAAUGCAUUUCUGAGACGAGGACGCGAACAUUUAAAUGGAUGGUUUCUGAUAUUGUCUGCAUCCAGUCAAUGUGGUGUGAUGUCAUGAGAACAGCUAGUCUGUAUCUUCACCUGAAAUCUGAGAGUCAGAGAACAUCAGAUGUUGAGAUAUUGGCAAUUACUGUUUACAAUCCUCGUUGGUCUGUCACACAAGAAGCAAUUCAAUCACUGGACAUCAGCUAUAAGGCUAAAUGGAGAACUGCUGGGGGUGAGACCAAACAAAAUGAAUUAGCUGCAGGGAAUAAAAGUCCUGAAGAACCCUUUCAUGAAAUUAUUUAUCCUAAAGGUGAUCCUGAUGCUAUUUCCAUUAGUAAGCAAGAUGUUGACCUACUUCGACCAGAGACAUUCAUCAAUGAUACUAUCGUGGAUUUUUACAUUAUGUAUCUUAAGAGUAAUAUCCCUUCAGAGAAGAAGCAAAUGUUCCAUUUCUUCAAUUGUUUUUUCUUUCAAAAGCUGAUUGGUCUGGAUAAAGAUCCAUCUCAAGCUUGUGAUGGAAAGUCAGCUUUUCAGCGCAUUCGCAGAUGGACAAUGAAAGUUGAUAUUUUCAAGAAAGGUUACAUUUUUAUUCCAAUAAACUUCAGUCUUCACUGGAGUUUGAUUGUCAUCUGUCACCCUGGGGAAGUGGCUGACUAUCGAGAUGAUGAAAUGGAGACGUCGUCCCGGGUCCCUUGUAUCUUGCACUUGGAUUCUCUAAGAGGAAGCCACAAGGGGCUCAAUAAUCUCUUUCAAAGUUACUUGUGCGAAGAGUGGGAAGCUAGACAUGGUGGUUUGCAGGAUGAAAAUAUUCGUAGGAAGUUCUUGAAUCUACAGUUUAUUCAUCCCAAGCUACCACAACAGGAUAACUUGUUUGAUUGUGGCCUGUUUUUGCUUCACUAUGUUGAACUUUUUGUGGAGCAGGCUCCGAUCAAUUUCAACCCAUUUAGACUUUCACCUGAAUAUCUAAGCAAGGACUGGUUCCAGCCUAAAGAUGUGUCUCAAAAGCGUGACUGCAUCAGGAAUUUGAUUUAUGAAAUUCUAAAACAAAACCGCAAUGAUUGUUCAACUGAUUAUGAUUACAAUUAUUCUUGUAAUAGUACAUUUAAGGAACAUGCAAGCGUGGAAGUCAUUGAUUCUGAAGUUCAAAUUAUGUCUCCACCCCAAAUGCAUGUUGAUAACAUUAAGUUUGCCGGACUAUCGGAUGCUGUGUCAACUCCAUGUCAUUCCAUCAUCAGCAAUUAUAUGAAUUCUGGAUUGGAGAAGCUGACAAAUCAUGUGGAUAAAUUUAUGUCACCAAUAGAGGAAGAAGAAGACGAGAUAGAAGAGUUUAUGGACAUCUCUCCAGCAGUAAAAGAGAGGAACCCGCAGACUGAACUUCUAGCAUUGUUGUCCCCUACAAAUGAGAGAAAACUUCCCUUUCCCUUCCCAAUAAGGUCAUCACCAUCAUCACAAUGUUCAUGUGUGGAACCAGCAGAGUGGAUUGUUCUCGAUUCUCAGGACGAGAACACCAGCUGCGAUGAUGAUUCACCAGAACGUUCUUUCCAACGGAAGGCAAUAAACAAUUCUUCCUUCUGCAACAUAGAGAUUGACUCCACUGACGAUGAAGCAAAUCAUAUUCAGAAAGAAGAAAAAGCUGCAAUAAGGCCUGAAGUAAUUUACGCUUCUGGUUCUAAAAUCAGAAAAGAUGAGUGGAAGCGUGCGGAACUCCAUCAUGAUGACUUGUUCGUUGAAGACUCAGAAGAUGAUGAAGAUACCAUUCCCAGAAGCAAUUGUCAGUUGAGGAAAACCAUAGUACAUCUAUCAGAAGACUUGCAUACAAAACAAUUUUAUGAAUGAUUAUUAAUAUAAAAUAUAUACGUGUGUGUAUAAUAUACUCCGUAUUUGUAUAUAGUUAAGCAAGUGCAUUUAAGACUAAGGUGGUGCUUCUGGGAGAUUGAAGCAUGAAAAUUUGAGCAUUUUGAGGUUAUUUUCUCAUUUGAUCUUUUUGUAAGUAUAUUGUGUUCCCUUUUCUUUGAAGAUGACGUGUUAUU
Messenger RNA from Cuscuta epithymum, 2896 nucleotides. The record is from the annotation of a GenBank genome assembly. NCBI's taxonomy places the organism in Eukaryota, Viridiplantae, Streptophyta, Magnoliopsida, Solanales, Convolvulaceae.